AAGCCGCUGCAGCCGCGAGGGGAGUGGAGGCGGCGCGGCAUGAAGCGGCGCAGGCUCGCUCCGUAGCGCGCGUCAGGACGGUCCGGGCAGGGCCGGGGGGGAAGGAAAAUGCAACAUGGCAGCAGCAAUGGAAACAGAACAGCUGGGUGUUGAGAUAUUUGAAACUGCAGAGUGUGAGGAGAAUAUUGACUCACAGGAUCAGCCUAAAUUGGAGCCGUUUUAUGUUGAGCGAUAUUCCUGGAGUCAGCUUAAAAAGCUGCUUGCUGAUACCAGAAAAUACCAUGGCUACAUGAUGGCUAAGGCACCGCAUGAUUUUAUGUUUGUGAAGAGAAAUGAUCCAGAUGGGCCUCAUUCAGACAGAAUCUAUUACCUUGCCAUGUCUGGGGAGAACAGAGAAAAUACACUGUUUUAUUCUGAAAUUCCCAAAACUAUCAACAGAGCAGCAGUCUUAAUGCUUUCUUGGAAGCCUCUUUUGGAUCGUUUUCAGGCAACACUGGACUAUGGAAUGUAUUCUCGAGAAGAAGAACUAUUAAGAGAAAGAAAACGCAUUGGGACAGUUGGAAUUGCUUCUUACGAUUAUCAUCAAGGAAGUGGGACCUUUCUCUUUCAAGCUGGUAGUGGAAUUUAUCAUGUAAAAGAUGGAGGGCCACAAGGUUUUACCCAACAACCUUUACGGCCCAAUUUAGUAGAAACUAGUUGUCCCAACAUACGGAUGGAUCCAAAAUUGUGUCCUGCCGAUCCAGACUGGAUUGCUUUCAUACACAGCAAUGACAUUUGGGUGUCCAACAUUGUAACCAGAGAAGAAAGGAGACUUACUUACGUGCACAAUGAGCUGGCCAACAUGGAAGAGGAUCCCAGAUCAGCUGGAGUUGCUACCUUUGUUCUUCAAGAAGAAUUCGACAGAUAUUCUGGCUAUUGGUGGUGUCCAGAAGCUGAAAUAACUCCCAGUGGUGGCAAAAUUCUUAGAAUUCUAUAUGAAGAAAAUGAUGAAUCAGAAGUGGAAAUUAUUCAUGUUACAUCCCCUAUGUUGGAAACGAGGAGGGCAGAUUCUUUCCGUUACCCUAAAACAGGCACAGCAAAUCCAAAAGUCACUUUUAAGAUGUCGGAAAUAAUGAUUGACGCUGAAGGAAGGAUUAUAGAUGUCAUAGAUAAGGAACUAAUUCAACCUUUUGAGAUUCUAUUUGAAGGAGUUGAAUAUAUUGCCAGAGCUGGAUGGACUCCGGAGGGAAAAUACGCUUGGUCCAUUCUACUAGAUCGCUCCCAAACUCGUCUGCAGAUAGUGUUGAUCUCUCCUGCGUUAUUUAUCCCAGUAGAAGAUGAUGCCAUGGAAAGACAGAGACUCAUUGAGUCAGUGCCCGACUCUGUGACGCCACUGAUUAUCUAUGAAGAGACAACAGACAUCUGGAUAAAUAUCCAUGACAUCUUUCAUGUUUUUCCCCAAAGUCACGAAGAUGAAAUUGAGUUUAUUUUUGCCUCUGAAUGCAAAACAGGUUUCCGCCAUUUAUAUAAAAUCACAUCUAUUUUAAAGGAGAGCAGAUAUAAACGAUCCAGUGGCGGGCUGCCUGCCCCAAGUGAUUUCAAGUGUCCUAUCAAAGAGGAAAUAGCAAUUACCAGUGGUGAAUGGGAAGUGCUCGGCCGGCAUGGAUCUAAUAUCCAGGUUGAUGAAGUCAGAAGACUGGUAUAUUUUGAAGGCACCAAAGACUCCCCUUUAGAACAUCACUUGUAUGUAGUCAGUUACAUAAAUCCUGGAGAGGUGACCAGGCUGACCGACCGUGGCUACUCUCACUCUUGCUGCAUCAGCCAGCACUGUGACUUCUUUAUAAGUAAGUAUAGUAACCAGAAGAAUCCACACUGCGUGUCCCUUUACAAGCUGUCAAAUCCUGAAGAUGACCCAACUUGCAAAACAAAGGAAUUUUGGGCCACUAUUCUGGAUUCAGCAGGUCCUCUUCCUGACUAUACCCCUCCAGAAAUUUUCUCUUUUGAAAGUACUACUGGAUUUACAUUGUAUGGGAUGCUGUAUAAGCCUCAUGAUCUACAGCCUGGAAAGAAAUACCCCACUGUGCUGUUUAUAUAUGGUGGUCCUCAGGUGCAACUGGUGAAUAAUCGUUUCAAAGGAGUCAAGUAUUUCCGCUUGAAUACCCUUGCCUCUCUGGGUUAUGUGGUUGUGGUGAUAGACAACAGGGGAUCCUGUCACCGAGGGCUUAAAUUCGAAGGCGCCUUUAAAUAUAAAAUGGGUCAAAUAGAAAUCGAUGAUCAGGUGGAAGGACUCCAGUAUCUGGCUUCUCGAUACGAUUUCAUCGACCUGGACCGUGUUGGCAUCCACGGCUGGUCCUAUGGCGGCUACCUCUCCCUGAUGGCCUUGAUGCAGAGGUCAGAUAUCUUCAGGGUUGCUAUUGCUGGGGCCCCAGUCACUCUGUGGAUUUUCUAUGAUACAGGAUACACGGAACGUUACAUGGGUCACCCUGACCAGAAUGAACAAGGCUAUUACUUAGGAUCUGUGGCCAUGCAAGCAGAAAAAUUUCCCUCGGAACCAAAUCGUUUACUACUCUUACAUGGGUUCUUGGAUGAGAAUGUCCAUUUUGCACAUACCAGUAUAUUACUGAGUUUUUUAGUGAGGGCUGGAAAGCCAUAUGAUUUACAGAUCUACCCUCAGGAGAGGCACAGCAUCAGAGUCCCUGAGUCUGGAGAACAUUAUGAACUACAUCUUUUGCACUACCUUCAAGAGAACCUUGGAUCACGGAUUGCUGCUCUGAAAGUGAUAUAACUCUGACCUGUGUGGAACUCUGUUAUACACUGGCGUUUAACCAAAUGAGGAGGUUUAAUCCGUAGAACACACAGAAUUGAUCAUCAUUUUGGUACCUGCCACCUAACAUCUACUUCUGAGAGUACAUUUGGUGCCAAGCAGGGGUCUACAGCUUGUGGAUAGUAAUCUAAUACGUUAACCACACGUACACACACACACACACACACACACACACACACCUGAAUAAGACUUCUCCAGGACCCAGCAAUGUUGUGAGAAUUACUGAAAGAAAUAAGAUGUUAGCACCACGUGUCCAUCCUACCUGUUUUCACUUUAAUAGCAUUAUAAACCUCAUGGACUUAAUGAGUGCAUUUUUACCGUAUACUUCUGAGUUUGUUAAGACAUGAUGAUAUUAGUGAUUGGUUUGGUUCAAUUCCAGAAUCUCUGACUAGUUACAGAUUUGAUAGCACUUAAAUGUAAUUGAAUAGCUUAUGCUUCAUUGCUUGGGGUGUAUCCAGCAUGUUAUGAACUAAUCACUAUUAAACCUAUGACUUAACAGUCAUGAAUGAUUUUUCAAGGAUAACUUAGUGGCCUCCUAAAGACACUUAUUUUGGCUCUGACCAGUUUAUAGCCAAUUUAAACUAUAGUAUAAAUAAUUCUCACUUUUCUUUGAUGGUAUGACAGAGUGGGUUUUCCUUUUGCAUAAAGGCAAGUAACUGUAUAUGUAGCAUGGAUUUAAUUAGUCUUAUAUUGAUAAUUACAGGCGGAAAAAAAUGUAAUCAAAUGAUUAGAGUUUAAAUAUCGCAGGCAGUCUUUCUUUUUUCCCUUUAGGAAAAGGUAAAAGCGCACAUUCACUUGUACUCAGAAAUGUAGUGGUGCCGGUGUCCAUUCGGUAUCUCCUUACUGAAGUGCUCCAGAGUUCUAGGAAGCUGGAAGGGACUUGCAGUGGGGUGGGAAGACCAGGAUGCAGGGAAUGACCAGGAGGAGAGGAGGCAGUAAAGGUUUGCCUAAGAACUGAGAAGAGUUUAACGAAAUACUCAUGGAAAAGUGUGGAAAGUGAAAUUUGAACUAAAAUGUUAGUUAAGGAAACCAGAAUUAAGAAAUCACUCUUUUGCCAACCGAACUAUAGACUGACAGUCAGAGGAGGAAAAGUUCCUGAGGGUUACUUUUGCUUUGUUAUUUUUUUCCUCUUAAUUUUAGAAACCUGACUAAAUUAAACUUUAUCCUUUUCAAAUUCUUCAAACAUAAUUUAAAUAUUGCGAGCUUAGGAUGAAAAUGUUUCCAGACAAUCCCUUUAGCAUAAAUGAAUCUCCGGCAAGCUGUGGUUCUCUUUUUCAGUGUUCAAAGCCUGUGGUCCAUUUUGUGAGUGACCAUGACAUUUUCCUAGUUUCGCAUUAGCACUUGCCUGUGAAAGGAGCUCAGGGCCUUCCAGGUGCUGUUAGGGACCUGCCCUCCAAGUCCUGGGCUGCCAGAUGGCUCGCACCAUUGGCAGAGAAGGCAUCUGUGAGUUUGACCCUUUUAUCACAAGCGUCAGUGUUUAAAAACUGUCACCAGUACUUGCAAACAGUUCUCCAUGGGAAACGGAUGUUUCUCACCACUACAGAGAGAUGUCUCCCACAGAGAACACGGCCUCCAUUAGUAAGAGUGAGCGUCAGAGGUGGACUUCAUCCUUGAAGGCCAGGUGGGACGUAGGGGAGCCUGGAAGGGGCAGGAUGACCUGAUGGUUCUGUCCUUGGGAAGGGGAUUGGGUUUGGCUGUGUGUGUAUUUAUACUGUAUAAUAGAUACCACGCUUUUCCUAUGUAUCGGUCUUCAUGUUUCUGAUAGUUUCCCAUGCCAAGAUUUGUUUAUAUUUUUUCAAUGUUAAAUUAAAUCGAUUUGGGUAACUCUUCUUCCCCAAGAAACUAUUUUCCCAGAUGACUUAAGUAUAUAUCUGUCUGCUGAGAUGUUUUUGGUUUGGUUUUUGUUUUGUUUUUGGACUAGUUGACCUCCAAAGAUCUUUCUAUUAUAUGCUACAUAGAAAUGGUAUAUGCUAGUUUUUAGGCACCUACUCAUUUGAAACCUCUUACUCAUUAAGGGUAUUUCUUCAAAAUGGCAUCUCUUAUGUUACGAAAACAAACCUUAGAAAACCUCAUGUUCAUAGGCUUUUCCUUUACAGCUUGUGCUCUUUUCUUCCUACCACAGGACUGCUCCUCUUCGGGCUCUCAGUCACUUAAAUGCCAGUCUUCUCCAGGUGGGGGGAAGUACGUGCCUGAAUUCACUUGCAGAAAGAUGGCUUGUCUGAAUUAGCUUUUUGCCACCAGUCUUAAAAAUGUCGUUGUCAUUGAAGCCGUCAGUGUAAAUCUUACUAAAACUGUGUAGACUGACAGCUUAAAAGGCAAACUGAUAUGAAAGUAGCAACAGUUUGGUGAAAGCCGAAAAGUACUAGGUUCAGUACCAAACUGGGUGUUUGCAGGCUCGGUAAAUGGGUGCACUUGGACAGCCAUCCACAGAUACGAUUACUUGAACAUUGUAGAGCAGCGGAACUCAGAAUCUCAGAUUCAUCUGGCAUGCUUACUGGAAGAAAUGCAGUCUUGAACCUCACUUUUAGAAAUCUGGAUCCCACCGAUCGAAGUGGAGACUAAGAGUAUGUGUUUUUGCCAGGCUUCCAGGUGAUUCUAAAGCAAAUCAUCUGGGGACUGUUUUAAGAAAUGUGUCCAAAGAGAUGGAGCUGGCAAAGAAAACAACAGGUGACUUUUACACUGGACAGAUAGACCA
This is a messenger RNA of Tupaia belangeri chinensis (Chinese tree shrew), 5498 nucleotides long. RefSeq names its product dipeptidyl peptidase 8 (gene DPP8). The transcript has 20 exons. Bases 116 to 2764 code for a protein of 882 amino acids. Gene Ontology annotation, biological process: proteolysis. The record is from RefSeq and is a predicted model, not a curated record. Lineage: Eukaryota; Metazoa; Chordata; Mammalia; Scandentia; Tupaiidae. Gene Ontology annotation, molecular function: serine-type peptidase activity; dipeptidyl-peptidase activity.